This is a messenger RNA of Scomber japonicus (chub mackerel), 1752 nucleotides long. It is a transcript of the gene mcoln3a, whose product is annotated as mucolipin TRP cation channel 3a. The transcript has 12 exons. Gene Ontology annotation, molecular function: NAADP-sensitive calcium-release channel activity. Gene Ontology annotation, cellular component: lysosomal membrane; plasma membrane. The record is from RefSeq and is a predicted model, not a curated record. NCBI's taxonomy places the organism in Eukaryota, Metazoa, Chordata, Actinopteri, Scombriformes, Scombridae. Bases 1 to 1752 code for a protein of 583 amino acids.
AUGGAGGACUUGGAGCCUCUGUUGGCUGUGAGGUCUGAGGAGAGAAGGCUCAACGGCCACUGCACAUGGAGCUCUCACACUCAAAGCCUGGAGUCAAAGGUGGUGGAGGACUUCAGACGAAGACUGAAGUACUUCUUCAUGAAUCCCUGUGAGAAAUACAAGGCCAGGGGUCGCAAACCAUGGAAACUGAUGCUACAAAUAUUAAAAAUUGCAAUCAUCACAGCACAGUUAGUCUCAUUUGGACUGAGCAACGAAAUGAUGGUCACCUUCAAAGACGAAAAUCUGAUGACAUUUAGACAUCUGUUUCUCAAAGGAUACAAGGAUCAGCUGAUGGGACGCUACGCACUGUACACAAAAGCUGAUGUGUAUGAUCACAUCUACUACAUUAUCAACAGGUAUAUCAAUCUCCAAAAUCUGACAGUAGGUAAUCUUGCAUAUGAGAGCACUGAUGGCGUGCACACUCCUCUCUCUGUGUGCCAAGAGUUUUACAGAAACAGCAGCAUUGAUCCCGGCAAUGAGACCUUUGACAUUGAUCCACACAUUGAUAAAGAAUGUAUUUCCAUAUACCCUGCACUGUCCUUUCACAAUGGCGGUUUGGGGACACACAGAAACUUCUCUUUAGAUUUCAAAAGGCUGCUAUCAGUGAACAUCUACCUGACUCUGAAAACCAUCAAUCUGCAGACUGUGAGGCAUCAUGAGCUACCAGACUGUUAUGUCUUCAAUAUAAUGAUAAUGUUUGACAACCGUGCGCACAGUGGAAAGAUAAAAGUGGAUGUCAAAAAUGAUGUUACAAUUUAUGAAUGCAGAGACUGGAAUGUGGAAGGCACCUCCGGGAAGCUCGACUACCUGCUCAUAAUGUUUGAUUCUGUGGUCAUCCUUGCCUGCUUCACCUCUCUCAUCCUCUGCACGCGGUCUGUGAUCAAUGGCAUCCAACUCCAGUUUGAGUUCAACAUAUUCUUUCAUGCCUACUAUAAUAAAAUUGUGACCUGGUCAGACCGUUUGGAGUUUGUGAAUGGGUGGUAUAUUCUCAUCAUUGUCAGCGAUACAUUGACCAUCGCUGGGUCAGCACUCAAAAUUGGAAUACAAUCAAAGUACCUGACAAGCUAUGAUGUCUGCAGUAUUUUGCUGGGAACAGCCACAAUGUUAGUCUGGGUUGGCGUGAUUCGAUACCUUGGUUUCUUCAAGAAAUACAAUGUAAGAACAUCCAUAGAGCUUUUUUGUUUCGCUUUUUUGCAUAAUACAUUAGUCAAUCUGUCUUCCUUCCAGAUCUUGAUAUUAACUUUAAGGGCAGCAUUCCCAAACGUGAUCCGAUUCUGCUGUUGUGCGGCCAUGAUCUACCUCGGGUAUUGUUUCUGUGGUUGGAUCGUGCUCGGGCCUUACCAUGACAAGUUCCGAACACUGGAUAAGGUGACAGAGUGCCUCUUCUCGCUCAUCAAUGGGGAUGACAUGUACGCCACCUUCCUGAAGAUAAGAUACAAGGGCUACAUGGUGUGGCUAUUCAGCAGACUCUACCUCUACUCCUUCAUCUCUCUGUUCGUCUACAUGGUGCUCAGCCUGUUCAUCGCCCUCAUUACUGACACCUACGAGACCAUCAAGCAUCACCAGCAAGACAAAGCACCGGUGUCCCAGCUUCAGGCCUUCAUAACAGAGUGCAGGGACGAGCCUGAGUCUGGAAGAUACCAGACUGAUGAGGAACCAGCUUCUUGCUGCUUUUGUUCUUGGUGUUUUUCUGGAUGCAGUGAGAAGACGUAG